Messenger RNA from Ostertagia ostertagi, 648 nucleotides. The record is from the annotation of a GenBank genome assembly. Lineage: Eukaryota; Metazoa; Nematoda; Chromadorea; Rhabditida; Trichostrongylidae.
AUGAACUUUCGUUUCACCAUAACACCAUCGUGUCAGUUCAAGGCACGAGUAGUCGCCAUCUGUCUCUGUUGGUAUGUCAUCAGUUCUGCUAGCAGCAUCACGAAUAAAGUUUUACUCCAGAGCUACCCGUAUCCGACGACGUUAGCGUUAUCGAAUCUUAUGUGGGUGCCGAUAUACUCUAUACCUUUGUUACGUAUGUGGGAAUGUAAAGUAGUAAAAUUAACGCCUGUACAGUAUAACAAGUAUCUUACUCCGAUAUCAGCCGGUAAGGCUCUAGCUGUUGUAAGUGCGUACUUUAGUUUGUGGAAGGUCCCUGUGUCUUACGCUCACACUGGUCUAUUUGUCACUGUUACCAAUUGUUGCUGGAGUGGUGGUAGCGUCAGCCACCGAGCUGUCAUUUUCUUUUUGGCAUGCUUUCUGGCACUUUUAUCUACUUUCACCUAUUCACUUCUGAAUAUAUUAGUGAAGAAAAGUCCGAUAUCCAUCCGAUUCGUUUACUUUGGCUAUGAACAGCCACGUUCGGCCAGCUUAAUCAUGGUGUUCCCGUUUGCGAUUGAUACAAAUGACGCACGUUCACUUGGACCAAGUCUAAUGGGGAUCGAGAUACCGUAUACCCGUCACCAGAUCUAUGGCUUCUGUGCCUUCUAG